UACUACUGGUCAGCUUGCCUAUACACGUGCUGCAUCAUCGGAUGUGGUGAUACGGUUUUGUGAUAAUGAGGAGUGGCUCUAUCUGCUACCCAGUACGCUAUUUACACCAGCUCGUCUCUUCGGAAGUCCCAUGACCAUGAAGGACGAGGAGCAGCCGCCGAUCCAGGCUGCAGUGAGGGUGAGGCAGUCUAGCCUAUCAGUGGCCGUGGUGGGCAGUGACGAGGCAGUAGUAGGGGCGUCCUCGGGUGCUCUGUCUGACACUCACUAUGACCGUCCUCGCGCUUGGUGGGGCUGCAGACACACGCUGGCCUUCCUUGGCUUCCUGGGCUUCUCGACUGUUUACGCCAUGAGGGUCAAUCUCUCUGUAGCAAUAGUUGCCAUGGUAAAGUCAACUUCUGGCGGUGAGGAUGGCAAGCCAAGUUACACCAAUGAUUCCUGUCCCGCGCCUCCAGGUUGGGGAGACUCUAGCAACAGCAACGGAGAGGAUGGUGAAUUUGACUGGAGCGAGACCACACAAGGCUUAAUUUUGGGUUCCUUUUUCUACGGGUACCUUUUCACCAACUUCCCCGGAGGACGCGCUUCUGAGUACUUCGGUGGCAAGCGAGUACUCGGUAUUGGAAUCCUGCUGACUGCCAUCUUUACCAUCGUGUCUCCUGUGUGUGCCAGAGUGUCCACAGGCCUCUUCGUCGCUGUGAGGGUAAUUGAAGGGCUGUGCGAGGGCGUCACCUUUCCUGCCAUGAAUAAUCUCCUUGCCACAUGGAUCCCGCCAAUGGAGCGAGCUAAAUUUUCUUCCUUAGUGUUUGCAGGUUCCCAAUUCGGCACUGUGGUGACUCUGCCAGUGAGUGGGUGGCUCUGCGACAGUGGUUUCCUUGGGGGCUGGCCUUCCGUUUUCUAUGUGUUUGGAGGACUAGGACUGCUUUGGAGCAUUGCUUGGUUCCUCCUCGUGUUUGACCAGCCAGACACUCAUCCUAGAAUCUCUCAAGAGGAAAAGAAAUAUAUUCAAAGCCACUGUACAGCAAAAAAAAGCCAGCCAGUGUCGAUUCCUUGGAUGUCUUUAGUAACGUCCUUGCCGAUGUGGUGCUUGACAUUGGUGCAUUUUGGACAGAACUGGGGCUUCUACACCCUCCUUACUGAACUCCCUACCUACCUCAAGAAUAUUCAACACUUCGAUAUGAAAAGUAAUGGCCUUGUAUCAGCAUUACCUUACUUGGUGAUGUGGAUCUUCAGCCUUGUCUACAGUAACAUAAUGGACAAACUUCUUAGUGCAAAAAUGGUGUCGCUGUCCACAGUUCGCAAGUUAUCUAUGGUCAUAGGCAUAUAUGGACCCAUGGUAGGCUUGGUCGCCAUGUGUUUUGUGGACUGUGAUAAGACUCUGGCUAUCGUAGUGCUGUGCAUAGCCGUGGGUCUCAAUGGUGCCAUCUAUAGUGGGUACAUGUGCUCCCAUCAGGACCUCUCUCCCAAUCUGGCUGGUACCCUCAUGGGCAUCACCAACACUGCGGCAGCCAUCCCUGGUUUCGUGACGCCCGUCGUAACAGGCGCCCUUACAGAACAGCAAACACUGAGUUCCUGGCGGGGAGUGUUCCUCAUCUCAGCAGGUGUUUAUUUAGUGACCAACAUUGGCUACCUCUUGUUUGUGCCAGUCACCGUCCAGCCGUGGAAUGACCUGAGCUCUUCACCGGAGAGUGAACAGAAGAGGUAUUAGCAUUCUCCUUCGUCAUCUCUGCGUUGGCCAAGAAAAUAUACGUAGCUUGCUGACCAUUUCCUCAAGACUUCAAUGAUACAGUAUUACCAGCAGAGAACUAAUGACUGAGGGAAGACUAAAUGCAGUGGAGGUGAGUGGGUAUGCAGAUCGACUUCUGUGACUAUACGUAUAGUGUAAAUCCCACUCAUGAGCCAGUGAGCGAAUGGCAAGGUCACGACUGCAAGAGCGAACAAGGAGACGCAUGAAUGCCAAGCAUUUCCUACUUUUACUUACAUUUUACUCUUAAAGGAAAGUAUUUAUUUCAUA
This is a messenger RNA of Portunus trituberculatus (swimming crab), 2008 nucleotides long. Its product is annotated as putative inorganic phosphate cotransporter. The record is from RefSeq and is a predicted model, not a curated record. The transcript has 11 exons. Bases 131 to 1702 code for a protein of 523 amino acids. Lineage: Eukaryota; Metazoa; Arthropoda; Malacostraca; Decapoda; Portunidae. Gene Ontology annotation, molecular function: transmembrane transporter activity. Gene Ontology annotation, biological process: transmembrane transport; monoatomic anion transport.